Molecule: messenger RNA, 2767 nt
Organism: Choloepus didactylus (southern two-toed sloth)
Lineage: Eukaryota; Metazoa; Chordata; Mammalia; Pilosa; Megalonychidae
Product: exosome complex exonuclease RRP44-like
Exons: 1
Coding region: 235-2625 (796 amino acids)
Biological process (GO): rRNA catabolic process
Cellular component (GO): cytoplasmic exosome (RNase complex); nuclear exosome (RNase complex)
Molecular function (GO): endonuclease activity; 3'-5'-RNA exonuclease activity; RNA binding
Source: RefSeq, a predicted model, not a curated record
AUCAGGAAUGUAAUUGUGCUACAGACAGUUCUCCAAGAAGUGAGAAAUAGGAGUGCUCCAGUAUAUAAACGAAUCCGAGAUGUGACUAAUAACCAGGAGAAGCAUUUUUAUACCUUCACUAAUGAGCACCAUAGAGAAACAUAUGUAGAACAAGAACAGGGAGAAAAUUCUAAUGACAGGAAUGAUAGAGCCAUCCGAGUAGCGGCAAAAUGGUAUAAUGAACAUUUGAAUAAAAUGUCAGCAGAGAAUCAGCUGCAAGUUAUUUUCAUAACAAAUGACAGGAAAAACAAAGACAAAGCCAUAGAAGAAGGGAUACCAGCUUUCACUUGUGAAGAAUAUGUAAAGAGCCUAACUGCUAACCCUGAACUUGUAGAUCGUCUUGCUUGUUUGUCUGAAGAAGGGAAUGAAAUAGAAAGUGGAAAAAUAAUAUUUUCAGAGCAUAUUCCUUUAAGUAAGCUACAACAAGGCAUAAAAUCUGGUACAUACCUUCAGGGAACAUUUAGAGCCAGUAGGGAAAAUUACUUAGAAGCUACAGUAUGGAUUCAUGGAGACAAUGAAGAAAAUAAAGAGAUAAUUGUACAAGGACUUAAAAAUUUAAACCGAGCUAUCCAUGAAGAUAUUGUGGCUGUGGAACUUUUCCCCAAGAGUCAGUGGGUAGCACCGUCUUCUGUGGUUUUGCAUGAUGAAGGUCAAAAUGAAGACGAUGUGGAGGAAGAAGAAGAGAAAGAAUGCAUUCUGAAGACUGUUGUAAAUGAAAAAAUGUUAAAGCCUACUGGUAGAGUUGUAGGAAUAAUAAAAAGGAAUUGGCGACCAUAUUGUGGCAUGCUUUCUAAGUCGGAUAUUAAGGAGUCAAGAAGACAUCUCUUUACACCUGCUGAUAAGAGAAUUCCUCGAAUUCGGAUAGAAACCAGGCAGGCUUCCACAUUAGAAGGACGAAGAAUUAUUGUUGCUAUUGAUGGUUGGCCCAGAAAUUCCAGAUACCCAAAUGGACACUUUGUAAAAAAUUUAGGUGAUGUUGGAGAUAAAGAGACUGAAACAGAAGUUUUGCUGCUUGAACACGAUGUUCCCUAUCAGCCUUUUUCACAAGCUGUUCUUAGUUUUCUGCCUAAGAUGCCCUGGAGCAUUACUGAACAGGACAUGAAAAACCGAGAAGACUUGAGGCGUCUGUGUAUUUGUAGUGUUGACCCACCAGGGUGUACUGAUAUAGAUGAUGCUCUACAUUGUAGAGAACUUGGAAAUGGAAAUUUGGAGGUUGGUGUUCAUAUUGCUGAUGUUAGCCAUUUCAUUAGGCCAGGAAAUGCUUUAGAUCAAGAAUCAGCCAGAAGAGGAACAACUGUGUAUCUUUGUGAAAAGAGGAUUGACAUGGUUCCAGAGUUGCUUAGCUCUAACUUGUGUUCCUUAAGAUGUGAUGUGGACAGGCUGGCAUUUUCAUGUAUUUGGGAAAUGAAUCACAAUGCUGAAAUCUUAAAAACAAGGUUUACAAAAAGUGCCAUUAAUUCAAAGGCUUCUCUUACAUAUGCUGAAGCUCAGAUGAGAAUUGAUUCCGCAACCAUGAAUGAUGAUAUUACUACUAGUCUCCGUGGACUAAAUAAACUAGCUAAAAUUUUGAAAAAACGAAGAAUUGAAAAAGGGGCCUUGACUCUUUCUUCCCCAGAAGUUCGAUUUCACAUGGACAGUGAAACUCAUGAUCCCAUAGAUCUGCAAACCAAGGAACUUAGAGAAACAAAUUCCAUGGUGGAAGAAUUUAUGUUACUUGCUAAUAUCUCUGUUGCAAAAAAAAUUCAUGGAGAAUUUUCGGAACAUGCCCUGCUUCGGAAACAUCCUGCUCCUCCCCCAUCAAAUUAUGAAAUUCUUGUUAAGGCAGCCAAGUCCAAGAAUUUGGAAAUUAAGACUGAUACAGCAAAGUCUCUGGCUGACUCUUUGGACCAGGCUGAAUCUCCUGCUUUCCCAUAUCUAAAUACUCUGUUAAGAAUAUUAGCCACUCGCUGUAUGAUGCAAGCUGUUUACUUCUGCUCUGGAAUGGAUAAUGAUUUUCAUCACUAUGGUUUAGCAUCACCAAUAUACACACAUUUUACUUCACCCAUCAGAAGAUAUGCAGACAUCAUUGUUCAUAGGUUGUUGGCAGUGGCUAUUGGAGCAGACUGUACUUAUCCAGAGUUGACGGACAAACACAAGCUUGCAGAUUUAUGUAAAAAUCUCAAUUUCCGGCACAAAAUGGCUCAAUAUGCCCAACGUGCGUCAGUGGCAUUUCAUACCCAGUUAUUUUUCAAAAGCAAAGGAAUAAUAAGUGAAGAAGCCUAUAUUCUUUUCGUAAGAAAGAAUGCUAUUGUGGUAUUAAUCCCAAAGUAUGGUUUAGAAGGUACAGUCUUUUUUGAAGAAAAGGACAAACCAAAGCCCCGGCUUACUUAUGAUGACGAGAUGCCUUCACUUAAAAUAGAAGAUACAGUCUUCCAUAUAUUUGAUAAAGUUAAAGUGAAAAUCAUGUUAGACUCAUCUAAUCUUCAGCAUCAGAAAAUCCGAAUGUCCCUGGUAGAACCACAGAUACCAGGAGUAAGCAUUCCUGCUGAUAUUUCAAACAUGGAUAUUAACGAGCCACAAAAAAAGAAGAAGAAGCUUGGAAAAUAAUGGUGUACAACAAGAAACUUAAAAGAUUGGUUUCCAUUUUUUUAAAAAACUUGAGAACACUUCUAAGCCUAAGAAGUGUGUGAUACAGUUUGUUACUUUUAAGUACAUUUUAAUAAUUUUUAAAAUUUGCAUUUUUAUUGAA